AUGUCGGCGCCUUUCAACUCCGUUCUUCGUUUCGUUUUGACGAUUGGUAUCGGCUCUAUCAAUAUCGUCAAGUUCGCGGUGGACGCGGCGACGAACAGUCUAGAGCGCGCGGACAGCGCGGUGAUGCCUCCGGGGGUGGACUACGUUCGGUCCGCCGUCGCCGCCGCGGACGGGACGCACUCGUACUUCGCCACGGACACGUCGCCGGCGGUGAUCGCGAAGGUUCGACAUUCAGACCUCGCGUUGGUGGACGUGCUCGUGCUGGACGGCGGCGGGGAAGGCGCGUUCUUACACUGGUCCCCAUACGACCGCGUCGGCGUUGUGAACGUCGAUCCUUAA
This is a messenger RNA of Micromonas pusilla CCMP1545, 339 nucleotides long. RefSeq lists its product as uncharacterized. NCBI's taxonomy places the organism in Eukaryota, Viridiplantae, Chlorophyta, Mamiellophyceae, Mamiellales, Mamiellaceae. The transcript has a single exon. The record is from RefSeq and is a predicted model, not a curated record. The coding region runs from base 1 to 339 and encodes 112 amino acids.